UACAUGCGCUGUGCUUGUGCGAAAGCGCGCCAACAGGAUAGCCCAUUGGUUUCAUAGACUGAGUAGCACAAUUUUUAAACAAUUUUUGCAGGACAUGGCAUCCACAGACAACACAAAGUCAAGGAACCUGCCGUGGGUUGAGAAGUACCGGCCACAAACUUUGGAUGACCUUAUCUCACACCAAGACAUUCUGAGUACAAUUCAGAAAUUUAUUAGUGAGGACCGGUUGCCUCACCUGCUGUUCUAUGGACCUCCCGGCACAGGAAAGACGUCUACCAUCCUGGCUUGUGCCAGGCAGCUCUACAAGGAUAAGGAAUUUAACUCCAUGGUCCUAGAGCUGAACGCAUCGGACGACAGAGGUAUCGAUGUUGUACGAGGGCCCAUCCUGAGCUUUGCCAGCACCAGGACCAUUUUCAAGAAAGGCUUUAAGUUGGUUAUCCUGGACGAAGCGGAUGCUAUGACUCAGGAUGCCCAGAAUGCAUUGAGGAGAGUCAUCGAGAAGUUCACGGAAAACACCAGGUUCUGCCUGAUCUGUAACUACCUGUCCAAGAUCAUCCCCGCCCUGCAGUCCCGGUGCACCCGCUUCCGAUUCGGACCCCUGUCCCCGGACCAGAUGGUCCCCCGUCUGGAGCACGUCGUCCAGCAGGAGAAUCUCGACAUCACCCCAGACGGAAUGAAGGCCAUCGUGACUCUGUCCACAGGAGACAUGAGAAGAUCUCUGAACAUUCUGCAGAGCACCAGCAUGGCGUAUGGAAAGGUGACAGAGGACACCGUGUACACUUGCACGGGUCAUCCACUCAAGUCGGACAUCGCAAACAUCCUCGACUGGUCGUUGAACAAAGACUUUACCUCAGCAUACAAGCAGAUCCUGCAGCUAAAAACCUUGAAAGGUCUGGCUCUGCAUGACAUUUUGACAGAAGUACAUCUGCUCAUACACAGAGUGGACUUCCCACCAUCAAUUCGAAUGGGCCUGCUCAUCAAGUUGGCAGACAUUGAGUACAGGCUAGCUUCUGGGACCAGCGAGAAGAUCCAGCUGAGCUCCAUGGUCGCAGCCUUCCAGGCCGUGCGGGACUUGGUGGUCAGCGACGGCUAGGCUCCUCCCCCGUCGCGUGAUUCCAGAGCUUUGCAAUCAAACGGCUUGAAUUUGAGCAGAGGGGUUGGGGGGGGGGGGGGUCUUUUUGUACACAGUGGAUCUUUUGACUGAAAACUACAAAAAAAGUUACUGGAGAUAAAUGCUUUCCAAAUGUAAAUAUUAAAAAAAGAAAUCCUUUGAAAUAAAUGUAUCUGGCUCUUCUGAUAGAUUCAAGGUCAGUGCAGUUAGGAGACCUGAAAGGUCAACUCAACACAAUUCCCAUCACGGGAAAACACUGCAGUUCGCCCAGCCAGGGAGAACACUGAACGCACGGAGGCUGAAGCCAGAGGUUCUCCAUCCAGAGACCACAAAAUGAAGACAAGGGUGCAAAAGUUCCCCCGUCAUCAGCGGUCUGUUUACAACGGCGCAUUGUACAUGUUGACACUGACAACACGUCACAUUUAAGGUCGUUUCCCCACAAAUGAAGCCAAUCUAUUCAAUCUUACCACUAACCCAGUCAUCCCUUUGCCCUUGCAUUUUAAGCAAGUAACCUUUUGACAGUUAUAUUCUAUGAAUUCAUCUUAUGGAGUUCAGUGGAAGAACCUUGAUUACAUUCUUUACUCGGAAGUGAAUCGAGAUUAAACUGAACAGAAGCACAAAUAUUGAUGUUGAGUAACGGAAUUGCUGAUCACAUCACAUUUUACUGUAUUAAAUUGCGUCAUGUCUACAAAAAACAGCUACGCGAGAGAAUAUCUGAUGAACAACUCAAACUCAUCCAUUCAAUCCUGCUUCUAAACAUGAGAGUACUAUAGGGUCAUACAGUAAACU
Molecule: messenger RNA, 1900 nt
Organism: Anguilla rostrata (American eel)
Lineage: Eukaryota; Metazoa; Chordata; Actinopteri; Anguilliformes; Anguillidae
Gene: rfc5
Product: replication factor C (activator 1) 5
Exons: 11
Coding region: 95-1093 (332 amino acids)
Biological process (GO): DNA-templated DNA replication; DNA repair
Cellular component (GO): nucleus; DNA replication factor C complex
Molecular function (GO): ATP hydrolysis activity; DNA binding; ATP binding
Source: RefSeq, a predicted model, not a curated record